AUGUCGGAGCUGCGGUCCCGACGAUGCGACCAAACGUCGGAACGGAAGUUGUACGAAGAACUGAGUAAAGUAAGAAAGGAAAACGGAGAUACACUGGCUGUGUGGCUUCGUCUCAUCCGCUGGACGGAAGGACAUCCGAACGACGGCCCACCUGGCCACUUAAGGUUUAUUUUGGAGCAAUGCAUCGAGGACCUGAAGUGUCGUGAAGAAUACUUGCAAGACGAAAGAUUUUUCGAAGUUUUCCAUAAAUAUGCAUCUCUCAGUAAACAUUUGGGCCCAGUAAAAAUCUACGAAGGUCUCGAAGCUCACCGCAUGUUUACCGAUCUGUCUGUAUUUUACAUAACAUGGGCACUUGAAUUGGAAAGAUGUCGCGAAAUGCUCGAGGCGACGCGCAUUUUUCGUCUUGGCUACGAAGCAAAUGCGCAGCCAGCAGAGCAUCUUCGAAUAGCCUAUGCCGAGUUUUUGUCCAGGAACGGCAUCGAAGAAGAGGAACACACCUGCAAAUUCCUGAGUUUACUUCCUCCUCAACGCCCUGGACAUUGUGCACGGUUUUGUCGGUUGCCGAAAAUUUCUGAAAGCCAUAAUUAUCAAGGUGCGUCUGCCGUUAGCUCUGUCAAUAUUCAACAGACGGCAAAGCCGUUUCUAUGUGGAAACGUGGAGGACAUGGCUGCUCCUCUACAGUCGUCCAUUACUGCCUCCUCGUUUACCAGCGUCAACGUUAAAAAGGCGUUGGCUGCCUAUGAAGGUACGCUGCAGUUCAGUGCGUGGGCUGGCGACGACACUGGCGCUGCGUCAUGUAGCACUUCUCGAAUGGAGGCCGUGAGCGAGGCCUCUUCGGCUGCAGAAAUCGUUACUGAGGCUGUCAGUAAGAAAGGUGCUGCAGCCUCAGAAUCAAGGACACCCGCUACAUUUAAAGUAUUCGACGAGUUCAAUGACGAUAAAGAAAACGCUCUCGCUACAAAUUUUGCUCGAAGGUCUUCAACCAUUCUUUUGAAUAGCCGGGAAGGACCCAGAAAAUUUGCUGAACAUCAGGGAUUCGGUUUGCAAGCAAAGGUCCUUGAGAGACCCUUUAGGAAAAAUAACGCUACUCCGCUCUUGCCACGGGACUUGAGUGUGUCCCAGCUGACUAUUGGCGAAGCAACUUUUGCCAAAUCUUUGGUGACUGCGCAAAAGCGUCACCUCGUAUCGACGCCUAGCAGCCAGAACGUUACUCUUGCCAAAGUUGCGAACACUGUAAGCAACGGCGAGAACGCCCUCUCUUUCGAUUAUUCGAACAAAGCUGCCGCUGCAAAUCCUGCCAGCACUUCUGAACGAUUAACGUUGGCAUCGAGAAAGGCACCAAUGGGUGAUGAUGACCAAGGCAUGCCUUUUGCUCAGUCAUCUUGGCUUAUAUCUCUAAAAUGA
Molecule: messenger RNA, 1404 nt
Organism: Soboliphyme baturini
Lineage: Eukaryota; Metazoa; Nematoda; Enoplea; Dioctophymatida; Soboliphymatidae
Source: the annotation of a GenBank genome assembly